CUGAUAAAACGUACUUAGUUAAUUAUUCGCUACAUCAUAAACAUGAUGUUCAGAUGUUUCUUGUUAAUUAAUUUAUUUCUUCUUGUAUCAAGUUAUAGAUACUCUUGCAGUCAUGCAUCCGCGUUAAAGCUUAUGAAAAGACCGGCUUACGAGUUUUCUAUAAAGAUUUUAGACAGAGUAUCUCAUGAGACCGGCGGCCAUUUUGUCUUCUCACCGAUGUCGACGUGGUUGCAACUAAUGAUACUGUCUGAUGGAGCAAGAGGGAGAACAUUAAAUGAGAUUUGGAAGGUGACAAGACAUCACAGGAUGAAAUGCUUCCGACGGAAGAUCAGAGACAUUUUAAACCUUACGGAUAAGGAGUUAAAGUUAAUGAAUAAAAGAAGCAGUGUUAUUGUUGUGGAUAAAUUAAUGAAAGUGAAGAGGCGUUUUAAACAUGAAUCUGAGAAACAUAAUGGUGUAAAAGUUUUGUCUGUGGAUUUUAGUGAACCUGUAAAAGCGGCGGAUAAAACGAAUGCUGUUAUAGAGUCUGCGAUGGGGGGUUUAAUCACUGAGGGGGUUUACCCGACUGACUUCAACUACACUGUACUUUUAAUGAUGGAUGCGACGUACUUCAGAGGUGAUUGGAAGUUCCCUUUCAAUAGUGCUUAUACAACUGUUAAGCCAUUUUAUUCUCAUCUAGGUAAACAUCUCGGUGAUGUAAAGAUGAUGAACCAGAUAUCGUAUUUCAAUUUAAUCGAUAUACCGUUAAUUAAAGCUAGAGUUUUAGAACUUCCUUGCAGUAAAGACGAUCGUGUUUCAAUGUUAGUGUUCUUACCAACUGAAGGUACGGCAUUUGAUAUAUUCUAUUCUUUAAACGCUAUCAGAAUGAGAGCUAUUUUCAAUUUGUACAAACAGAAAAGAAUGCAACUCGUUAAUGUGAAAUUACCGAGGUUUAAAAUUAUUACUGAUGUUGAUACGUUGCCAGAGUUAUUAUAUGAUAUGGGUGUAAAGAGAGUAUUUUAUCCCAAUCUUGCGGAUUUGAAAGGAAUAAGUGAUUAUGGUGUUUACGCUUCUUUGAUGUCUCAAAUAUCAGAUAUAGAAGUCAUAGAAGAAGGGAUCACAGCUAAAUUCGUUGCAGAGUUUUUGGUUACAGAUAAAAAAACCGUUUCGUUUAACGCAGAUCGUCCAUUUGCGUUCUUAAUCGUCGAUAAAAAGACAGAAAUGAUCUUGUUCGCUGGAUCUUAUAACACGCCUUCUUUGUAUUAAAAAUAAAUAUAUAUAAGUUAGCUUAAAAACGUUUUUUUUUACAAUAAAACGAUUUUUAAUAA
Molecule: messenger RNA, 1307 nt
Organism: Papilio polytes (common Mormon)
Lineage: Eukaryota; Metazoa; Arthropoda; Insecta; Lepidoptera; Papilionidae
Gene: serpin-14
Product: ovalbumin-related protein X-like
Exons: 1
Coding region: 43-1245 (400 amino acids)
Molecular function (GO): serine-type endopeptidase inhibitor activity
Source: RefSeq, a predicted model, not a curated record